CGGGGCUACGCUCGGGGCAGGAGCCAUGGCCACACUGGAUGCUGAGAGAGUAGGAGCCGGUAAGGUGGAUGCGUUUCUCAAGACGGAUUUGUUGAAAGAUAUUUCCAGCAGCAAAGAGGAAGUAACCGAUGCCAUGGCUGGGGAUGAAAAUCUUCCAGACAAGGCGAGUGAUACCAACGGUUCAUGCGAACAUAGCGAAACUCAGGACCGCCACGCUUUAAACCCGCUUGGGGGGCAAGACAGCCCGAAACUGCCUCACCAGGACUCUACUUUUAAAAGCUGCUGGGUGGCAGAGAAUGGCGUCUGCGAACGAGACCCCCUGAAAUCCAACAAUCCCAUGCAAGCCUCUGUAGUCGGGAGCAACGGCUACAUUUUAAGCAAAACCGCUGCCGUCGAGCAGCCUUUAAGGACUUCCAGUUCCUCUCCCCUUAGCGGCCACGCCGCCAAAACCCUCCCGGGAUCCGCCAAUAGAGUGAAGACGGCGCCCAGCGUGUACGUGACCCCCGUACCAUCCCCCGCACCACCUCAAACCGGAGACCCUGCCAAGGACGAGGCGGUCAAGCAGCUCGAUGCCUCUCUCUCCGACUCGAAAGUUCACAGAGCGCGGAAAACCAUGCCGAAGACCGGCAGCAAUUCGCCCAUGCACAAGGACCCCAAAGAACCCGCAGAUCUGAAAGAAUCCGAGGAGAGUUCGCCCAAAAACGGUUUGGAGGGUGUGAAGCCGCAGCCGCUGGCCCUCUCGACCGCGCUACAACAGGUGCUACCUCAGAGCUCAGCGACCGCUGCAAAAUCUCAGUCGGCUGCCGUGGCGUCUCGAAAGAAGAAACGACGGAUGGGAAUGUACAGCCUCGUACCCAAAAAAAAGACCAAAGUGUUGAAGCAGAGAACCGUACUGGAAAUGUUCAAGAACAUCUCUCCUGGUCCAAAGAGCGAGAAGGAGUCCGAUGUCCCUCACGUCAAUGGGGAAAACGCGGAUAUGGAUUCCGAAGAGGAAUACUCCGAGGAUCCAGAAGAGGAAGAUUAUCACAGCGGGGAGGCACCUGCCUCCGAAAACCAAGAGGAGCAGAGCGCUUCCCAGCAAACCGCGUCGGAAGCGGACAGCGUGAAGAAGGGGGAUGACCUGGAAUCCGAAGGCGAUGAAGAAGCCGAAUCGAUGGAGUCCUUGGAGGAGGAAGAUGAUGGAGAUGAGUCUGACCUGAGCUCCGAAUCCAGCUUAAGGAAGAAGCAGCAGAAAAAGAGAGGCCAGGCAGGGAGCCCGUGUAUGAAACCCUCCAGAAAAUAUAAAAAGAAGACCAAGACGAAGCCAGACGACCUUCACGUUGCGGGGAGCGAGAGCCAGGAAAACAGCAUGGAGUACACGGAGGUGUCCCUGGACAGCCUGGACCUCAGAGUCAAAGAGAUGCUGUCUCCUCAGUCCAAAGACUUGUUUAAUGGAGCCGAAGCCAUGGAAACGGACGGUCUUCAAGGGAUUCCCCUCUGCAGCUGCCGGAUGGAAACCCCCAAGGAAGACGAGGUGACGGUGAAGUCCGGGGAUCAGUGCAUGGCCAUCGAGAGCACGGGCAAAGAGCUGAGCCGGUGUGCGAGCGGAGUGACAAAGUACGAGCUGAUGAGGCCGUCCAACAAGGUGCGGCACCUGGUGCUGUGCGAGGACCACCGGGGCCGGAUGGUGAAACACCAGUGCUGUCCAGGCUGCGGCUACUUCUGCACGGCGGGGACUUUCGUGGAGUGCCAACCAGAAACCAGCAUUUCCCACCGAUUCCACAAAGAGUGCGCCACGCGAGUGAACAACACCAGCUACUGCCCCCACUGCGGGGAAGAGUCCUCCAAGGCCAUAGAAGUGACCAUCGCUAAGGCCGAUACCACGUCCACGGUGGGCGCCACCAUGUACGGACAGAAAGACAGCCCGGCGGACGGCCAGGCAGACACUACGACAGAAAGUGAUUUCACGAUCCGGAAAUCCACGCACGAACACAAAGCCGAUGUUCCAGCUCCGCCGACUUGCGAAACCUCCGAGCCCUCCGAGGCCGCCGGCUCCGGGAGGUUCUUCUACCAGGGACAAGUCAAAGAGACCUUGGAAAGCGCCCUGCUUGCCCUGGACUCCGAAAAGCCCAAGAAGCUGCGUUUCCACCCAAAGCAGCUGUAUUUUUCUGCUCGCCAAGGAGAACUUCAGAAGGUCCUCAUGAUGUUGGUGGACGGCAUCGACCCCAACUUCAAAAUGGAGCAGCACAGUAAGCGAACGCCCCUUCACGCGGCCGCGGAGAUGGGACACACCAGUAUCUGCCACAUGCUGGUUCAGGCUGGUGCCAACUUGGACAACUCCUCAGAGGAUCAAAGGACUCCGUUAAUGGACGCGGCCGAAAACAACCACCUGGAGACCGUGAAGUAUCUUGUCAGGGCAGGAGCAUUGCUGGACCCCAAGGAUUCGGAGGGAUCUACGUGCCUGCAUUUGGCUGCCAAGAAGGGUCACUACGAGCUGGUCAAGUACCUCCUCUCCAGUGACAAAAUAGACGUCAACUGUCAGGUAAAGAGUCGUGACCAGGAUGAUGGAGGAUGGACGCCAAUGAUCUGGGCCACGGAGUACAAGCACGUGGAUCUGGUCAAACUGUUACAUUCCAGCGAGGCCGACCUCAACAUCCGUGAUAACGAGGAGAACAUUUGCCUGCACUGGGCAGCUUUCGCUGGUUCUGUUGAAAUCGCGGAGAUCCUUCUGGCUUCCAAAUGUGACCUGCGAGCCGUAAACAUUCACGGCGACUCUCCCCUCCAUAUCGCCGCGCGGGAAAACCGCUACGAGUGCGUGAUGCUCUUCCUAUCGCAUGGCUCCGACGUAAGCUUGAAAAACAAGGAAGGAGAGACCCCGCUGGAGUGCGCGAGCCUCAACUCUCCUGUCUGGGCGGCUCUGAAAAAGAGCCACGGGCUGACCGAGAAACCAGCGCCCAAGGAGAAGGUGGUGAACAGGGAUAUAUCUCGAGGUUACGAGAACAUGUCCAUUCCGUGCAUAAACGGCGAGGAUUCAGAGCCGUGCCCCACCAACUACAAGUACGUGUCGCAGAACUGCGUGACCUCGCCUCUGAAUGUAGACCGGAACAUCACUCAUCUUCAGUACUGCGUGUGCGUCGAUGACUGUUCAUCCAGUAACUGCAUGUGCAGCCAGCUGAGCAUGAGAUGCUGGUACGAUAAGGACGGACGCUUGUUACCGGAAUUCAACAUGGUGGACCCCCCUCUUAUCUUUGAAUGUAACCACGCGUGCUCCUGUUGGCGGACCUGUCGCAACCGCGUGGUGCAGAACGGAUUGAAGGUUCGAUUACAACUUUACCGCACCAAGACGAUGGGCUGGGGCGUGCGUGCGCUGCAAGACAUUCCCGCGGGGACCUUUGUAUGCGAGUACGUCGGAGAGCUGAUUUCGGAUUCAGAGGCCGACGUUCGCGAAGACGACUCGUACCUUUUCGAUCUGGACAACAAGGACGGAGAAGCUUACUGCAUAGACGCCCGUUUCUAUGGCAACAUCAGUAGAUUCGUCAAUCAUCUGUGCGAGCCCAACUUGCUCCCGGUCCGAGUCUUCAUGUCCCACCAGGACCUCCGCUUCCCCCGGAUAGCCUUCUUCAGCAGCAGGCACAUUCCCGCCGGAGAGCAGAUCGGAUUUGAUUACGGGGAUCGAUUCUGGGACAUUAAGCGUAAGCUCUUCAGCUGCCAGUGUGGCUCUUCAAAGUGCAAACACUCCGUCAAAGAUGUCUCUCCGUGCCAAUCAACCCCCCCGCAGGAGACCACCCCGCAAGAAAACGGCUUACCUGACACUAGCUCCGCCGCGUCCCCUAGUGUCUGCUGAAAAGCACCGGCCACAGGACGACGCGUUUCACCGAGAGCAGAGGGGGCCGAGACCCCCAGGCAUAGACUUUUUUUUUUCUUCUAAAGACAUUUGAUCCCUUCUAGUCACAGGAAGGGAACAAAACUAAAACUGUAUUUUGAGAAAGGGCAGCCCAGUGGAGGCUGCAGCAGACGCUUUCCUGGGCGCCAUCAUUUUUAACCCUGCCCUCCGACCCCUAAAGAGACGCGAAUCCUUCUCCAGUCCAAAAAAAAAAAAUAUCCGACUGGCCGGUGGUUCAGCAGCAAAGGAGUUAAUGAGCGAAAGUAUUUUUCACCCCCCCGAGGGGAACAAUUGUAUUAAUCCCCUUUCUUUCUCUGUCACUCACUCACACACACACUCAAGCAAAUUAAACCUAAUGCGCUUAUUUGUCCUCUCGUUCUGCGAGGGCCCUGGGCGAGGGAGAUAUUAGACCGGUUAUUGAACUUUCAAACCGGGCGCGUCUGUAAAGGAAUCUUAAAUAACAAAAGACCGAACUCUCUUAUCACGUCGCAGGGAAGGGGUUACGGGUAUUCCGCUGGAGCUCGCAUCUGUCCGUCGGCCGGAAGCGGUGGAAGGAGUCUUGUAAGACUUUGCUGUCCGUUUCGGUUCGUAGGAAACGCGUCUUUUGGGGUUUUGUUGAGAAAACGAGUUAAGUAUUUCCGUCUGCUUCCUGUUGCUUUGUCCCCGGGCCCUAACUGAGAAGGUGACUGUGUAUCUCUGCAGAGUCAGACGUCCGGGGGUUUAGGACAGGAUUAGGCUCUGACCUGGGAGUUGCGUUGGGUUCAAAGCCUGGACGGUGGUCUUCGCUA
Messenger RNA from Spea bombifrons (plains spadefoot toad), 4650 nucleotides. It is a transcript of the gene EHMT1, whose product is annotated as euchromatic histone lysine methyltransferase 1. NCBI's taxonomy places the organism in Eukaryota, Metazoa, Chordata, Amphibia, Anura, Pelobatidae. Gene Ontology annotation, cellular component: nucleus. The record is from RefSeq and is a predicted model, not a curated record. The transcript is spliced from 27 exons. Gene Ontology annotation, molecular function: histone H3K9 methyltransferase activity; p53 binding; zinc ion binding. Bases 26 to 3823 code for a protein of 1265 amino acids.